Molecule: messenger RNA, 2679 nt
Organism: Thunnus maccoyii (southern bluefin tuna)
Lineage: Eukaryota; Metazoa; Chordata; Actinopteri; Scombriformes; Scombridae
Gene: lamp1a
Product: lysosomal associated membrane protein 1a
Exons: 9
Coding region: 368-1618 (416 amino acids)
Cellular component (GO): membrane
Source: RefSeq, a predicted model, not a curated record
GUAGCUCUAAAUGCUACCAGUUCACAUGACGAGACAUGUCAGUCCGUGUGGUUAUGACCGACAUCUAACCGCGUACACUGCUGCUCGUUUUCGGGGUUUUUUUUUAAACUAACAUUAAAAUACGCCUCUCUUCUAUCAGCAGACAAGAGGAGGAAUAACGUCAGGAAGCCGCCGGUAAAAAAAAAAAAAAGUGACGCUUCAGUUUUAGCUCGUUAAGUCAAGUGCGCCGAGUUGACCCACCUGCGCCCGCAGCAGCAGCAGCAGCGACCGAGCAGCUUCCCUCCGGGCUUUUUAUUUUUUGUUGUUGUUGUUUUUUACUGGGACUAAAAUACUCAAGUACAAGCUGUGCUGUGAUCUCUCUCGAAGGAUGAAACUCUCUCACGCUUACGGCGCGCUUAUCAUCGCCUGGUUUGCGGUUUUAGGUUGCAUUCAAGCCGUCACUCUCGAGGUGAAGGAAGGAAACUCCACCUGCAUCAAGGCUGAGCUUUCUGCAUCGUUCUCCAUCAACUACAAUACCUCCAACAGCACGAGAACAGCACAGGUCCCUCUGCCCGACUCCGCAGCAGUCGACACACGCAGCAGCUCGUGCGGCACUGACGGCAGCUUACCAUGGCUGGUGGCGGUGUUCGGAUCCGGCCACGCGCUGGGGCUGAGCUUUUCAACCAAUGGAAGUCUGUACAGUGUUGCAAACCUGACACUGCAGUACAACCUCAGCGACUCCUCCGUCUUCCCCGAGGCCAACAGCUCUGAUGUGGUCACUGUGGUGUUAGCUUCAGUUGGGAUCUGGGCGCCGAUCAACACCACCUACCGUUGUGUGAGCCCCGCCACUUUCAGAGUUGGCGAUGCAACUGUCACAUUCUCUGAUAUGAGACUGGAGGCGUACAUGCCAGAAAAUGAUCUGAGUCCAACAGAAAGCGUAUGUAUGGCAGAUAAGGGCAGUACUGCAGCUCCACCUACUACUGCCAGUACUACAACAACUGCAGCUCCAGCACCAACACCACCAGGGACACCUGAACGGGGCAACUACUCUAUAAGCAACGGCAACGGCACAGUUUGUCUCCUGGCCCAAAUGGGACUGCAGCUCAACGUCUCCUAUUUCUCUGUAUCACAGAAUAAGACUAUUCAAGAAAUAAUAAAUCUCACUCCCAAUCUGACAAGUUCAUCGGGAUCAUGUGAAGCCAGCAGUGCUACCUUAGUUUUGACACAGGAACAAGCCACAAGGCUCAGCUUCACCUUCACUCUGAACUCCACGACCAACAAGUACCACCUGAGUGGGAUGAAUCUGCGCGCUAAUUGGUCGGAUAUGACUGCUCCCUUCUCAGUCGGUAACACCAGUCUGGACUACCUGCGGAGUACACUGGGCCGCUCCUACAUGUGCAACGCAGAGCAAACUCUGGUUGUGGCGCAGACCUUCUCACUCAACACAUUCAGACUGCAGGUCCAACCCUUUGGAGUCACUACCAACCAGUUUGCCACAGCGGAGGAGUGUCAGAUGGACCAAGACCAGAUGCUCAUCCCCAUCAUUGUGGGAGCAGCUCUUGCCGGCCUGGUGCUGAUUGUCCUCAUCGCAUACCUAAUAGGCAGGAAGAGGAGCCACGCUGGAUACCAGACCAUCUGAAUGGACCCCUCGUUUAUCCCUGAACCCGACAGACUGAAUGGUGGAGAGACGAACCUGCGCGUGCGAAUGAUAAAGCGAUAGACUGUGAACACGAGUAUGAGUGAAUGGAAACAAAUGUUAUUGUGGUGGGUGCAUGUUUUUUUUGCAUAUCCUAUGUGACCUCUGGAUAUUUUAAAUUUCCUUUCACUUUCUCUGUGGAUGAUGAAGAGAAAGCCAAACCUAAACCCAAGCUGAAUUUAAAGAUGGCGCACAUCUUGGUGAAGCCUGAGAGGACUGAGUCUUCACUUAAUCCAGGAUGAAGGCAGUUUGAAGUUGCGGUGGCAAGUUCACCAUCAACUGUUUGGCUACACACCGCCCUGUGCUGUUAUUGUUUCAUUAUCUAAUAGGAAUUGGUUGAAUUUGCUUGAACUGCUGUUUGUUGUUUUUAGCUGUGUAAUUAUUUAUAAGGAAUCAUUUAAUAUCCCAUGCAGAUUAAGAGGCAGAGGGGCAAUCAGAUGAAGUGCAGGACAAGUUUUUUUUUUUAAAAAAAAAGCUCCAGUGCUGUUGGUGAAAGGUUUGACAAUUAAUGAUGUCUCUGUUCAAACAUUUCAAGUAAGUUGAAUUGUUACUCUCGCCCCCUACGCAUGCUCACGUGUACUUUUUUUUUUUUUUAACUCCAGGAGCAUGAGUUAAUCCCAGCAACUCGAAAAGGGAAAGCACUGAAUGUCUGUCAUUUCCCCUCAUUCCUCUUCAGUGGAGACUGACAGAUGCCUUCAGUGCACUGAAGCAGUUUAAUUCAACUAAUUAAACUUAUAACUAUGAUGAUACAAACUUGUGGAUUGCUGCUUUGUGUAAUCCGUGUGUAGUGGUCCGGCCGUACACGGAAGGCAACUCUGCAUUCACAAAAAUGUAUUUGACAGGAAAAGUGAACACAGGUUAAUUUUCUAUUCUUGGUUUCCCCCAGCCUCUCCCACAGGAAAUGUUAAUAUGAACUGUAGUGAUUUGAUCUUUUUUAUAGAAGAUGGUUUGAUCUCGUUUUCUAUUAUGCAUCUUACUGAAAGAUAAUAAAAACAUCAAAAGUC